UGCUAGUGCAUGCUGCGUUUUUUUGUUUUUUUUUGAACCCAUCUAUGUCCAUUGAGGCUCUAUGUAGGACAGUACGUUCUAAACUAUAGGACACCCGUGUCCUAGCUCGUCUAUGUAGUCGUGAAUGCCCCGAGUUGGGACGUAUCCCCUCGGUCCGGUGUUCCUGCCGGCCGUUUUAGCUAUGACGGUCAUGAUGGUGAUUCAGAGCGCCAUGCCAAUGUCAAAGAUAUGGCAGGGACUUGCCGCACAAUUUGGCAUUUCAUGGGUCGUGUUGACUGUCAGCUUUAACGUCAUUGUGACUGCGUUGAUCAUUUUCCAGCUGCUAUUCUUCCAUCGCACAGUACGAUCUGUCCUUACAGAUGAACAGAGGAGUACCUACACAGGUACUACGACAAUUUUGGUAGAGUCUGCAUCAGGAAAAAACAAAUAUCGGUGUAGUCCCAGUGACGGCUACAUAUUGCUACAUAGUCACUGUAGUGAUAUGUAGUUAAAUACGGGGCUAUGUAGAGCUACGGGAGGCGCUGGGAGUA
Molecule: messenger RNA, 530 nt
Organism: Suillus clintonianus
Lineage: Eukaryota; Fungi; Basidiomycota; Agaricomycetes; Boletales; Suillaceae
Exons: 2
Coding region: 125-487 (120 amino acids)
Source: RefSeq, a predicted model, not a curated record